This is a messenger RNA of Cyprinodon tularosa, 3579 nucleotides long. RefSeq names its product peroxisome proliferator-activated receptor gamma, coactivator 1 beta (gene ppargc1b). The transcript has 12 exons. NCBI's taxonomy places the organism in Eukaryota, Metazoa, Chordata, Actinopteri, Cyprinodontiformes, Cyprinodontidae. The record is from RefSeq and is a predicted model, not a curated record. Gene Ontology annotation, molecular function: transcription factor binding; nucleic acid binding. The coding region runs from base 52 to 2829 and encodes 925 amino acids. Gene Ontology annotation, biological process: positive regulation of transcription by RNA polymerase II. Gene Ontology annotation, cellular component: nucleus.
UCCUCCUCCUAUACUCGACUCUCUGCUCCGCAGCUCCUCAUUCACUAGAAGAUGGCGGACUGCGCUCCACUAUUAGAUGAGGAACUCUCGUCCUUUGUCUUCAGUUACCUGACAGAAAAUUCCGGCAGCCAGUAUGGGGAGGAGGAGGUGUGCUCAGACCGCUUGGACACCGACUUCCCCGACAUCGACCUCUCCCAGUUGGACACCAGCGACUUCGACAGCGUCAACUGCCUCAGCGAGCUGCAGUGGUGCACCGAUCAGCCUGCGGAUGUAUCACCCGCCUCCAUCCACUACAGUACGGCAGAUGAGCUCUUCGAGAUAGAAGAGGAGAACGCGGCUCUGCUGGCCGCUCUGACAGACAGUUUGGAUGGCAUGGUGGACGCCGAGGUGGGGGGGCUCUCCGUUUUUCCCACUUUGGAGGAGGAUCCUAGUCAACAGGAGGAGGAUGUGAGGAGUCUUCCCCUGAGCACCGAGGACUUCAGUCGGCCCCUGGGAGCCGAGACAGAGGACCUAUCUCUUCUAAAGAAGUUGCUGCUGACUCCCCCCAACGUCCCAUCCGGCAUCGACGUGCACAAAGACGGAGCCCAAAGCCAUCGCUACAGCAACAGGAGUCUGCGCCUUCGGCCUGUCAGACCUCUGACGAAGAAUGACCUCCCCUUAGAGCGGAAGUCCCGAGCCGUGCGUCCCACUGGGCGCCUGUGCGCAGAGCUCCACCGCCACCUGACCACGGCGCAGGAAAGUGACGACACCCCGGUUCAUGACACGGAUGAGGGUGACGAUGAAGAGGAGGACGAGGACAGUGAGUCAGAGGAGGAUGAAGAGGAGGAAGAGGAGGAGUCUUCCAGCAGCGAGGUGGAGGGGGCGGCUGUCGCCGGCCCCGUCGAACCCGCCGCGCCUCAGUUCAGCUCGGAGAAAGAACUCCAGUCAGUUGUUGAGCUGAUCACCUACAUGCACACUUACUGCCUGCCGAUGCGCAAGCAGCAGAGCUGGGACCGAAAGGACCGGGACCUGUCGAGGAUGCGGGCCAAACCCGAUGUCCCCCGCCCGGCGAACGGCGGCUCUCACAGCAGAGUCGUACUGGUAAACGCUCCUGCGACUGGUGGAAACCUAAACGGGACAAGCAGCAGCGCCCCGAGAAGGCUUCCCUUCGCCAGGCGGAGGGAGAUGAAGGCCAACUCUCUUCUCCGGCAGCUCUUGCAACAGAGCAGCUCCUUUGACGUGAGCAAGCCUUACAGACUCCACAGCCCACCUUACACCCACUCACACAGCCCCAGCAGGGGUGUAGCAUCUGCUGCUUGUCCCCCAGCUACUAAAUGCACCACAGCCUUUAGCUCCUCCUGUCCUAAAGCAGAGCUCCAGAAAGACUCCUCCUCGCCUGAGAGGAGAAACUCUUCCUCUGGGCUUCCCCAGAGCAUGGAGGAGCCCGCUGAAACCAGCGGCUCUUUCUCCGUCCGCCGUUCCAGACGCUUAGCAUCCUUCCCCAGCCGCUUCGCCAAAAGGUGGCGCCCCACGCGAGAGAGGGACGGAGAGGGGAAAGAAAAGGAUGGGAAGGGGGAGGAAGAAGCAGGGGACCGACUCCUGCCCACCCAGGUCGGAGGGGGGACGACGACGACAGAGGUCCAGCCAGAAAAAAUGACGUCUAACGAUGGCAGCAACACCUCUGAGCUGACCAAAUCCUGCUGCCAUGAAAAGCGGGCCUGUCUCUGUCUGCCCCUCAACCCAAAGUCCACAGGAGAGUCCCAGUUCAGCACCAGGCCUUAUGAGCAGACGCUCAGUGUGGAUCUGUGUGGAACGGCAGGUCUCACCCCACCUACCACCCCGCCACACAAACCCGUGGAGGAUGAGCUCUUUAAGCCAACGGAGGGAGGAAAGGGCAGCAGUGACAGUGGAGGCGCCCGCGAGUCCGUGCACCCGGCUUCCAACACCAGCACUAACGUUUCUGUAAAGGGCUCAACAUGGUUCAGUCGCUCCCACCACCAGAGGAAGCUUCCAGAGCAGACGGAGCUUUACGCCCAGCUGCGACGCAUGGGUCAGACAGGCGAGUGCGACACCCAGCGCACCUUCGGCGAUCACGACUACUGCGCGCUGAGUCUCGGGGAGAGCCGCAAACGUAGUGCGGCCAUCCUCGGUGCCAUCCUCCAGACACAGGCAGGGGCUGAGAAGGAUGACACCCAUGGAUCCAGCGUGGUGGAUAAUGAGGUUUUAGGUGAAAAGGGCAAAGAGAGCGAGGACGAGAGGCUGAUGAUAACUGAAAUCGUAGAAACACAGGAGCAACAGAUGGCGUUGUCAUCAUCGCCUUCCUCAGACUGCCAGUCACUUGCUGCAACGCCUCCAGUUUCCGAAGAGGAGGCGGAGCACUCGUCAGCAUCCCGCUCACCAUCACCCAUCCUACACAUGUGUCCCGACUCACCUUCCAGCAAGACAGACUCCAGUGAGAACUCUGAGAGCUGCCUAGACGACAACCAGGGGAACAAAGAAAAAUCUGACGAGGACAACUGCCAGGUGUUUUACAUCCACAACCUGCCGAGCAGGGUGACUGAGAACAUGCUGAGGAGACGCUUCCAAGUGUUUGGCAAUGCAGAGGACUGCAAGGUCAUCAUCUGCAACGAGGAGCGCUGUGGAGUGAUAAAGAUACGUCAGUCUGGGCCUCAGAGACAUCGCAAAGAACGGGAGAUUGUUUUCCAGAGCGCCCCCUCAGGCCUAAGGAGGCAAACAAGGAAACGCUACAUAGAUCUAGAUGAGGCGGGUCCUUGCCCUGUCAAGAGUAAGUAUGAUGCACUGGACUUUGACACUCUGCUGAAGGAGGCCCAGAAGUCCCUGCAUCGUUGAUGGUUCAGCGCUGCUGACUGGCCAGCCUUAGUAAACCCCUCUGACAACACCCACAGUACCUCCGUGCAAGGCAACCUCGCAAGAUGUUUACAUUUUUAAUAUUGGAAUAACGUAACAAAGACCUUGAUUUUUUUUUUUUUUUGAAGUCUCUUUCACCGGAGGAUACUGCUUAAAAACAAGGAAGUUGAUGCGAGGAGUUGAAGAGAGUGGAGGGGGGGGGAAAAGGACUUUAAACAGCAAUGGUACAACAGCUGUAAACAAUAAUGACACGGCUCUCUGAACAAAUGUAAGAACAAAGCUGCUUCCUGUCUGUACUGGUGUCGUCUUUGCCCUGCCUUGGAAGAACGGGCAUGAGAAACCUGUAGCAAAUCCUUGCUAACCCUGCGUUGCGUUGGUCGUUGUGGCGUGUGUCGUUGCGUGUGCGUGUUCCUUAUUCUGUUGGUUUUUGUAAGCAAAAAAACAAAACAAAAAAACAGAAAGAGAGAGAGAAAAGCUCUCUUUUUCUGGUUUCAGCUGGUAAACCCGCAGGCUGUGUUUGCUUGUCUGGUCAUAUUACCAGGACCUGGAUAAUAAAAAAAAAAGUCUGUUUUGUUUUAGCAAAAAUAAUUGUGUAUGUUAAAGAUUUUUAAACUUUGUGUGUGCGAGUUUGUGCGUGAGGGUGUGUGUUUGUAUGUAUUUCAUGGACAAAAUAUAUAACAAACACAUUUAAUGUAAUCAAUGGAUGACUGAUAAAAGUUUACAAAUCUAAAA